CGUGGUCGGCUCGUGUACACAGAAGCUAACACAAACAAAUUCGACCGUGACGCUUUGAACGCACAUGCGCAGAGGGUAGCUCCUCUACAAAAUGCGACAUCACGUCGUAAGCACAAGUGAGCCAGUCAAACAUCGCGAUACCACAACAAAUACGUCAAAAAUACCCGCAAAUUACGAUAGUUCUUUACUACCAAGCUUUAAUCUUUCUAAACGAAGUCAGACAGUUCGAGAAUUAAAACACACGCACGCGCGGCCCCAUACCAAUACGUAGUGCUUUGUGAUGUAAACAUGAACGAACGCAAGAUCCUGCUGUUUCUUCUCUCCGUGGUCAUAUACUGCAUGUACAGUAUGCAAAUGUGGCUAAUGAAAAACGACGUGCAGUCAAUCGAAAAACCAGAUGAGAUUAUAAACGCUGCGUCGAUUGAUUUACGAAAGAACGUCACCCAACUAAAACGUGAAAAGAAAAAAGGUGUUCCAUUACAGUUUAAAAAUGCAUGCAGUAUUCUACAAAUUUUCACCGAGAAGCCCGAAAUAGAAUAUAAAAAUAAAAAAGAUAAAACGUAUGAUGAAAAUAGUAUAGCCGUCAUAGGUUUGAUUGCUUUUUUGGCAAUUCUACUUUUGAAUGCUAUUGUCGAUGUGAUCAAAGUUAAAGAAGAGGAAAGAAAGAAGCAAAAGCUUAAUAAAGAUGGUGAGAGACGACAAUCUUUAGCUGAAUUUGCUAAUAAAAAAACACUGCGUCGCGAAUCGAGCAAGUUUAGCCUACAACUGUUUCAAAUAGCUGAAUCUUUGGUGGGUAACGGAGAAGAGAAGAAAACCAGAAGACAAAACAGGCCUUACACUAGAGGAGAAUCUACUAAUUCUUACUUGAGUGAGAAGAAGACACACACAGAUGUUUCAGCAUCUGCAUCUAUUGGAGAGACGUCUUUAGUUGAGCCCAGACUAGUGAAAAGAAAAUCUGUUGCAAAACUAUUCGGUCUGUCUGACGACUGAAUAAGACGUACAGGGGGUCGUCCAGUACCGAUGGUACGUCGUUCUUCGUUUCCUGCGCUUCCCUUGAACCCUGAGAUCCAGGCCUUGAUGCUCGGAAACCGACAAUCGUCAGUUGACAGUGACGAUGAAGGCGAAGGAAAAGGAAGACGAGUCAGACUCAUUCGUAGAUAUUGAUUUGACGAGUUUUGUUACAACAAAACGUAAGAAUGAUAAAUAAAUAGGAUACUAUUAGGAUACUAUUUAUCUAAUUUGCGUCAUUACUGGUGGUAGGACCUCUUGUCAGUCCGCACGGGUAGGUACCACCGCCCCGCCUAUUUCUGCCGUGAAGCAGUAAUGCGUUUCGGUUUGAAGGGUUGGGGCAGCCGUUGUAACCAUACUGAGACCUUAGAUCUUAUAUCUCUAGGUGUGUGGCGCAUUUACGUUGUAGAUGUCUAUGGGCUCUAGUAACCACUUACCAGCAGGUGGGCUGUGAGCUCGUCCACACAUCUAAGCAAUAAAAAAAAUGGUUAACAUAAUAUUAAAAUAUUUCAUUUAAUUUCGCAAAAAUUUUCACCUGUGUUAAUUAAGAAAGGAACGAACAAAUUUAGACUGAGCCGGUAAAAUCGAUACGAUUUUAGUGUCUAAUUCUCGGAGCAGUAGUAUAAAAAAAAUCGUAUCGUUUUAUUUUACACGAUGCGAUUUAUUGGUGCAUUUUAAUCUUGACUACAUGAGGCUCUUUAUAUCUCGAUUUUCUUGAAUGGUAUGGCAUGACUGAGCAUUUUAGUAUUUAUGACCUACUGGUUUUGGAAAAAAAAAUUACCUUUAAAUCUGCUACACUAGAACACUCCCAGUAUUUAUGUAAUGUUAAUAUUACUUACUGUCUUAGUAAAGAUAACUUUAGAAGUCGCGGGGUGCAUAUAGAAUCACAUUUUAAAUAUACAUUAAAUUAAAGACCAUUCAUGCAGAUUAUUACUAAAAAAAAUUAUCGUAUUUUCUUCGUUCGUUCUAGUCAGCUGCGUUUUAUUUUAAAGCAAUUGUCAGGUCUUAAUCAAAAAAGGUUUUUAAUCUAGAAUCGAAUCAUCAAAUUUAAUCAUGUUUAGUAUUCUGUGUUAUCGGCUUUUUUUUUUCAGUAACAAUUAACUAACCCUGUACAAAGUACACUUUUUAAAACAUAAUUAAUUUAGGAUUGUUACUCUGAACAUUUUUAUAAACUUUCUAAACUUCCUUUGUGUAGUUUUGCAUACUGACAAUUUCCAAAUUACUUUUUCCCUAAUCUAAUGAUUUUAGUAUUAAGUUAAAACAAUGUAUUUUUUAAACCAAAGAAUAAUAAUAAUGAGUGAGUUUCAUUAAUUUAUGUUAAAUAGACUAGUAUAAUAAAAAAAUCAGCGAUGAAUUUACGAAUUGUUUUUAUUUUAAAUGGUUAUCUUAAACGACUGAAAUUAUUAAAGCUUAGAAAACAUAUCGCGUUUUUAAAUAUUUUAAAUUUAAAUCGGAAUAUAGGGAUAUUCAUAUCUAUUAAUUAUAUACUUUUAAAAGAAAUCUUUGUCUUCAAAAGUCUGAAACUAUACUGUAUACCUUUAGGUAUGUAAUUUUGUAAAUGUGUGCACAUGACUCGUACUAUUUUUUAAGGUAGAGAUAAAUACUGUCUCUUAAAAUACCUAUGGUUAAUUAAUGCACUUGUUGAGUGAAUAAAGAAAAUGAAAGUAACGAAAA
Messenger RNA from Bombyx mori (domestic silkworm), 2682 nucleotides. RefSeq lists its product as uncharacterized. The transcript is spliced from 3 exons. The coding region runs from base 289 to 990 and encodes 233 amino acids. Lineage: Eukaryota; Metazoa; Arthropoda; Insecta; Lepidoptera; Bombycidae. The record is from RefSeq and is a predicted model, not a curated record.